This is a messenger RNA of Racocetra persica, 198 nucleotides long. Lineage: Eukaryota; Fungi; Glomeromycota; Glomeromycetes; Diversisporales; Gigasporaceae. The record is from the annotation of a GenBank genome assembly.
CUUCUACAAUAUGUUGCUGUUGCAAUUCUUCACUAUGAUGAAAAUAUAUGUCCACUAAGAGUAUAUCAACCAGGCAAUGUUAAAUUUGGGUUUAAAAAUUUAAAAAAUAUUGUAGUUGUUUUAACAGUUUGCUCAGAAGAUGUAGAAGUAAAACUUAAAUUUGUUGAUAAACUUGCAACUGAAUUUGAAGACAAAGUU